AUGAACUGUUCGAAGAGGGGGGCCCCCGGGGGGCCCCCUCACUGGGAUAUUGUAAAGGACCCGGAAGCAGCAGCAAAAGCCUUUGCUAGGCAUCUAGCAGCGGCAACAGCAGCAGCAGCAGCAACAGCAGCAGCAGCAACAGCAGCAGCACCUGACGACGAAGCAGUGGGGCCCCUCACGCUGCAGGCGGUUCGGCUGCUGCUGCUGCUUACUCAGGCUGUCGGCCUGAACCUCCCCGCAGUUCCUGCUGCAGCACGAGCAGCCUUGAGCAGCCUUUGCCUGCGUCUCUUAUGCAGCAGCAGCAGCAGCAGCAGGAAGAACAGCAGCAGCAGCAGCACGCCUUCUCGGCAGCAGAAGCAGCAGCAGCAGCAGCAGCAGCAGGACAUCCUCACCCUUACUGAUCUGCUGCUGUCCCCAGGCGCUGUCCACGGGGGCCCCAAGAGCCGCCGCAAGAGCCCCCAGCAGCAGCAGCAGCAGCAGCAGCAGCAGCAGCAGCAGCAUUCUGUCCGCACGAGCAGCUGCAACGCCCUCCGUUCUUUCUUUCACUUCGUUGUCCAAGAAGAAGAGCUGCAGAAGGCAGCAGCAGCAGCAGCAACAGCAGGAGCAGCAGCAGCAGCAGCAGUAAGCGGCCUCGCGCUGCUGCUGCCGCUGCUGCAGCUGCUGGCGCAGUCGCCCGCAAGACGACUGAGGCUUGCUGCUACAAUUGCAGCUGUUGGCAUGCUGAGUGGAGCAGCAGCAGCAGCAGCAGAUGUAUCGCGCGAGGCCCGCCGAUUCCGCGUGCAGCAGCAGCAGCAGCUGCUGCAACAGCAACUGCAGCAGCGGCGACAGCGCAAGCAGCAGCAGCAGCAGGAGCACGUGGAAGAGCAGCAAACAGCUCUUGUGGGCGGUGCGCUGCAGCAGCGGCUUCAACAGCUGGCAGCAGAGGAAGCAGCACUCCAGCAGCUGCUGCAGCAGCUGCUGCGUCUGCUGCAGCAGCGAGCAGAUGAUGUAUGCCCCAGUGUCAGGGCAGAAGCACUCAAAGCAUUGGCUGGUGGCUUGCCCUUUGCUGCUCCUUCUUUGGUGCUGCGAAAGGAGACCUUCGCGCUGCUGCUGCCGCUGCUGCGGCAGCAGCAGCAGCAGCAGCACGAUGCCUUGGGACUUUUCCAUUUGGCGACGCAUGCAGUUUGCGACUUUGCGCAGCAGACACAUCUGACCACCACUGCAGCAGCAGCAGCAGCAGCAGCAAAUCCGCAGCAGCAGCAGGAAGAAGUGACUGCAGAAGCAGCAGCAGACUGCAGCAGCUUCAUAGAAGAGGCGCUGCCGCUCGUGCUGCUGCAGACCGCAGCAGCAGACGCUGCGGUUGCUGCAGCAGCGCUGCGCUGCUUGCUGCCGUUUGCUGCUGCGACUGCUGCCGCAGCACAACAGCAACAGCAGCAACAGCAACAGCAGCAACCUGUGCUGCCGCUGCUGCAGGAUGCAGCAGUGAGGCAGCUGUUGGAUGUCUUCUGGCUGGGGGCAGAAGCAAAAGUUGUGCAUGCAGCAGCAGCAGUUAUUGCUUUGCUGCUGCUGCCGGCUCCCGUUGCUGCGCGCUGCUGCUCUCCGUAA
Eimeria tenella is the source of this 1584-nucleotide messenger RNA. RefSeq lists its product as uncharacterized. Bases 1 to 1584 code for a protein of 527 amino acids. The transcript has 6 exons. The record is from RefSeq and is a predicted model, not a curated record. Lineage: Eukaryota; Apicomplexa; Conoidasida; Eucoccidiorida; Eimeriidae.